AUGGGUGAAUCCAAUUCGAAGUAGCGGGCUGAUGUGCCUUUUAACAGGCUGCCUUCAUUAGUUAGAGAGUGGGACAAGAACAAUCAGGAGAAUAUCGACAAAUAUCACCAGACAAUCAUGCAAGGUUCAGUGCUGAAUUCGUAGAAUAAUAUGAACACUAUGAGUCUACUUAAUCCUAAUAGCAGCAUGAUGCGGUCUUAACUCUAGAUGAAGCAGUCUGGGUUCAAGGUCACCACUGAGGGCAACAACAUGAUCAAGAACUAUCUAUCCAAUAUAUUCGACGAGGAUGGAGAUAGCAAGGAAGAGAUUAGAGAAAGUUAGAAGGAGAGACUGCUGCAGGGUUCGGUAAGACAGGGAGAGGAUGAGGAGUACACAAUAAAUGAAGAUGAUGAGGCAGGGGAUCAAGGCGCUGAAACUAUGGAAUUGAACAUCAAUACCUAUCAAGAUGGAGCUGAAGACUUGACUUCCUUGAGAAAAAAACGGAAGAGCGGAGCUCGUACUGAAUAUGAUGUGAUGUCAAAUCAGUUGAGUAGUCCAAGGCAAGUUAAUAAUCUCAGACGUAAAAAUGAACUUCUCUAGUAUCUCAAAAGUUCAAGCAUAGUAGAAGAGGAGACCAAAGAAAUAGACGAUAGAAGUAAGUACAAGAAGAUCUACUCCUCAGACGUCAACAAAAUUACCUCCUUCCAAGUUAAAGAUCUAGAUUAGCAGCGCACUGAAUCAUUCAGGGACAAUUUGGAUGCAUCAGAAUUCAAAAAGUAUCUAGCUGAGUAAAAGAAAAAUACUAAAAAGGUGCCAAUCACUCAAAGGCUCAUGAGCAGGAAGGAGAUCUUCGGUUCAUCUAAGAAAAGAAAAAACGGUAGGCUGACCAAGAGAACUGAAAACAAACUUAAGCAAGAGGAUCUGAACAUAAGAAAAUAUGAACUGCAGCAGAAGGCGAAAGAGCGUAAGCAGAAACUAGAUAAAGAUAACUUCCUCAAGAUAACAAGAGAACAGAUGAUGACCAAUGUGUGUCAGAUCAUAUUCAAGCACAUAGAGGCAGCUCAGAAGUUCAUUGAGAACCCCACUGAGGCAGCUAUGUUGUUUCACGAGAACAAUUUCACCAGGCAUGAAUGGAUAAUCCAGACAACCAGUGGCUACAGUAGUACUAUGCCUCUGUUUUUGUAUUCUUUGGAAGAGAUAGAAUAUAUCGAGAAGCCUGCUGCAGAAGGAGACCUGAUCCUGUUUAUGAGGAAAAUAUUCGAAAAGAUGCAACUAGCUUCAGAAUGCAUUAUUAUCUCAUUGAUUUAUCUCGAGAAAGUCAUGAUCAAUGGAGGCAUAGAGAUUAGAUACUGUAAUUGGAAACCAUUACUAUUUGCUGCAAUCUUAAUUUCCUCAAAGUUUUGGGAAGACAUCAAUUUUUGGAACGUGGAUUAUGUCGAAGCUAUUGGACUCUAUCAUCUGAAGUCAAUUAAUAGAAUGGAAAGUUAGUUCGUUUCACUCUGUGACUACAAUCUAUUUGUCUCCGCUGAGCUUUACACUUAGUACUAUAUGGCUGUGAGAGAGAUCAAUAACCCUAUAUAUUCAGCAGUUCAAAGCAAUAAUAUGCCAACCAAGCAUUUCAAUAGAUUUAAAGGUUCUGAUGUCGAAUAACAACCACCUACCUAAUAACAUAGAUUUAAAAGAAUAGAUUCUUAGUACGGAGACUAGUUGCAAGGCUAAGAUGAACUUUUUAAAUCCGAGAGUAGAAUCAACAGUUCUUAGUAUCAAAGACAGUCGAGUGUUAAUGAGUCAAAGAAAAAUCAAUUGCCAGUCCUUGUUACUUAAAAUUUAGGCGGCACAAAAGGACCUCAAUACCCUUCUGUGAAAGUCAAUGUUAACUAGUUCAAAGAAGAGGCUUAAGAAAUCCUCGAGGAAUCUAUUGAGGAGAAGAGAAAGGAGUCAAUUAAGCAAUCUAAGAGAAGACCUAGCGGAGGCAGAGAGCUUAUAAAGAAAUACUCUGAAAUGAGAAGAGUAUCUGGAUAUAGCGGAAAAGACUUCGAUAUAAUUCAAGAGGAGGAUAUAUCAGAAACUACACCUCUUAAUAAACAUCAAAUAGUAAGUCCUCUUAUAUAAUGA
This is a messenger RNA of Stylonychia lemnae, 2094 nucleotides long. NCBI's taxonomy places the organism in Eukaryota, Ciliophora, Spirotrichea, Sporadotrichida, Oxytrichidae. The record is from the annotation of a GenBank genome assembly.